This is a messenger RNA of Dinoponera quadriceps, 5344 nucleotides long. RefSeq names its product apoptosis-resistant E3 ubiquitin protein ligase 1. The transcript is spliced from 15 exons. Gene Ontology annotation, molecular function: ubiquitin-protein transferase activity. Gene Ontology annotation, biological process: positive regulation of protein catabolic process; protein polyubiquitination; negative regulation of apoptotic process. NCBI's taxonomy places the organism in Eukaryota, Metazoa, Arthropoda, Insecta, Hymenoptera, Formicidae. Bases 1039 to 3843 code for a protein of 934 amino acids. The record is from RefSeq and is a predicted model, not a curated record.
GAUGCGUGUACGCGAUUCGCUAAUUGCGACAGGAAUAAAAAUACUUUGUUCGCGCGCCGCUCAAAGCCGCCGCCGCCGCUGCGAAUCGACGGUGAUUUCACACGUCGCGCAUAUAUAUAUUCAUGUAUUCUAACUGUUUGCGGGGAAAACAGUUUAAUUAAUAACCCAAUUUCCGUCACCACGCCCAUACACGUAUACACGCCGCAUACGACGCCUGCACAUGCAUGAACAAUCGCGCUCGUUUGUGUCCCGCGACCCGCCCGCAUAGAAAAUUUUUUGGGAUCUAAUUGGGGGGGAAGGACUUCGGACUUCCCAAGGCCGAUUUCCUAAAAUGAAUUUUAGUUGGGAAAUCUACGAAGAUUCUAAUUAAAGAAAUGUAAUGUUUCAAACGCACGAUUCGAAGGGGGAAACACAAACAGUUCCUGUUCAGCCACCUCCAACGUUCUCUCGAAGAUUGUUUCUGGUUUCCAUUUUAAACUACGAGAUUGAGCAAAAUAUACGAAACACUUGAAGUAGUUGUAAUUUACACUUUACGCGCGCGCUAUCAAAUACAUAUAAGGUGCGUUCCGGUACUCGCUGUGCAGUAAUGAAAAUCUACAGUAUGCGUAACAUAAACUCGACUUUUAGUAUCGGCAGUGAAUUUCGGAACGCAGCCGUGGUAAUAUUAAAAUCUGGGAUAUAACUGUAUAAACUUGGGGAUAGCUGUGGAUAUCCCAAUUGAAAUCUGUGCUGUAUGCGGGGAAAUUUCUGGGAAAAUUUCUAUGCGGGCCUGGAAACGUGGGAUUUCGUCGAACUCGAGCUUUGCAAUGACCGCAAGUAGUCUAGCCGCGCGCUUGUCCGGCGAGAGAGCGCGAAGGGACGAACGUCGAAUUGAACGAACUGUGGACAACCGAUCUUUCACUCGAAGAGACGCGGACACCGUCGGCGACGUCGUCGACGCGACGACGAUGAGCGAACACGAUGACACACGCGUAGCCGAUAGCCGGUAAAAAGAAAGUGCUGACCUAAGGACGGGAAAGCAAGUCCCGACGGAACAUUAUGCCGGACAAAAAUCCGGGACAAUGCCGAGAUGGACAACGCGACAAAGAUUUCCUCGCCGGCGAGAUCUCAUCCAUCGGCAUGUCGCUGCGGCCCAGCGGGAGCGCAUCCUCCGGCAUCUCGACCCUCGCGAGUUGCGGCGAGGUCGACGCGUUGCCGGAGCUCCCGGCACAGGAUGAAGAACGCCUGCAGCGCGCUGCACGCUUGCUGCAGCAGAGGCUGGUGCUACGUCAAUGGUUGACGGAUCAUGGCCUACACAGCUAUUAUCAAAAGUUGAUGCAAAUGGAAGUGAUGUCCCUGGAGGAUGUAUACUGGGUGGAGGACAAUGCGGCAAGAGCGGCUCUUGGCAAGGAUCUACCGCGGUGGAUACAGGCCAGACAGACUCUGCCUAUCUCGAAGGAAGAUUUGGAAACCCUUAAAGCGGAUCUGUGGAGCGCCGUGGUAAAGAACAGUCAACACCAGGACGCUUGGACAUGGGGCGGUAUGCUGGUAGUUUCCGUGUCGGUAGCGGGGCUGGUUACCCUGGCCGCUAUGACGCAGCCCGCUCUGGCGCCCGAAGCGAAACACUCACUUCUGCAGUACGUCACAGGGAAAUAUUUAUUGCCGAGUAACUGCCGCGUUCAUUUCGAGUGGGAAGAGCCCCAGCUGGUUGGCGAGACGAUGACUUUUACGGUCAAAUUUUAUCAGCGUAACGGUCAGCCGUAUCCGAUAUGCGACAAAGACAACUUGAUCGUGGAGGUGACGGAGGACCCGCGCCGAGUCGCCACGCUGAUCGAACUGGGAGGCACCGACCCCUUAGCCGCGAACACCGCAGUGGUGAAGUUUACCGUCCGCCAUGCGGGACAAUACCGAAUAGCCGUACUUAUCGGAUCGUGUCACGUUCACGGCAGCCCGUUCCUCAAGAAUUUCCUUCCCGGUCCUCCGGAUCCUAACAAGACGGUGUUUGUACGGCAAAGUUCUACUGUCGUCUUUAGAGCUGGCAUAGUGCACACGAUGAAAAUAGAGCCACGCGACGAGUAUGACAAUCUGUGCAUAUUUGGGCCCGGAGAUCUGCCUACGAAAGGUUAUAACGUCAAUAUUACUGAGAUCGGUAACACAGCGGAUAAAGGAACUAUGAUACACUGCACUAUAGACCAUACUAUCGAGCUCGACUACGACUGUCCGAAUAAAAGGAUUCGGCUGAAAGUGAGUUUCCCGGUGGGCGGGUGUUACCAUGCGACCGUCACUUUAGCGGGGCUGAAACUGCACAACGGGGACUUCGAUAUUAUUGUGCUCGAGAGUGAUGACGCGCGAAACGUGCAUGAUCACGUAACUUUGAAGAACCCCGCUUUUUGUUACGGCGCGAAACUGCUGGGCAUGCAGGGGGAAAAGUUCUCGAAGCCGAAGAAAGUCUUCUGCUUCAUCUCGCCUAAGCAGCUUACGAUUAAGGAACACGUGUUGAAAUUCUUCCACAAGAGACUCGUGACGUUUCGACUGUGCCCGUCGACCAAGUUCCACUUUGAGAAUUCGAUUACCCGACACGAGGGCUACCAUCGCUUCUCGAUAGACGACGGAUGCCAACCGCCCGUCGAACUAAUAUCCGCGUACCGCGACAUAAUAGUCGCUACGUUCACCUUGUUCCUCCUGAAAAACAUCGGCGGCAGCGAGACCUUCGCCGACAAGCAAGACUUUUUCUAUCACGAGGUCCGCAAGCGCCAUCAGAAGAAUGAUCACGAGAAACUGCCGAUGAAAGUGCAGCGUGAUAAACUGCUGGAGUCGUCUAUGAAAGCUACCAAAGUAUUUUCCUUCAUCGAGUGGUGCCGCAACUUCGAGAUUACCUUCCAAGGCGAGCAAGGCGUCGAUUGGGGCGGUGUGCGGCGCGAAUGGUUCGAAUUGAUAUGCGCGGCCCUGUUCGACCCGGGAAACGGCCUGUUCGUGUCGUUCGGCGAGUCGCAACAGGCACUGGUGCAUCCCAACUGCAAACGGCCUCCGGAACUGAAGUUGAAGCACUACGAAUUCGCCGGCCGUAUCGUCGGCAAGUGUCUCUACGAGUCCGCGCUCGGCGGCUCCUAUCGUCAGUUGGUGCGCGCGCGAUUCACCAGGUCCUUCCUUGCGCAGAUUAUAGGACUCAGGGUACACUACAAGUACUUCGAACAAGACGAUCCCGACCUGUAUUUGAGCAAGGUGAAGUAUAUCCUCGAGAAUGACGUCGAGGAAAUGGAGCUGUACUUCGUCGAGGAGGAAUACGACAAUGACGGUCAAUUGUUGAAGGUGGCGGAAUUAAUUCCCGGUGGCAGCAAAGUCCGAGUGACUAACGACACCAAGCUCCGUUACCUGGACGCCCUCGCUCAGCACCGGCUGGCCAGUUCCAUUCGCAACGAGGUCGAUCACUUCCUGCGCGGUCUUAACGAAUUAAUUCCCGACAACCUCUUGGCGAUAUUCGACGAGAAUGAAUUGGAGUUGCUGUUAUGCGGCACCGGCGAAUACAGCGUGGCGGAUCUGCGCGCCCACCACAUAGCUAACGGGAGUUCCCCGGAAUUUCUCCGAGUCCUCGACUGGUUCUGGACGGCGGUGAGCAACUUCACGCAGGAGCAGAUGGCACAGCUGCUCCAGUUCACCACAGGCUGCUCGCAGCUGCCGCCCGGCGGCUUCCAACAGCUCAGCCCGCGUUUCCAGAUCACGGCGGCGCCGACGUUCGCUAACUUACCUACGGCACACACCUGCUUCAACCAACUCUGCUUGCCUGACUACGAGUGUUACGAUCACUUCGAACGAGCCUUGCUGUUGGCGAUCACUGAGGGCACCGAGGGUUUCGGCAUGAUCUAACCGGAGAACCUGUCCAGAACCCAUUGCACCUCUAGUCGAGUCUAGUUAGAACGACAUUGUUGAUUAAAGUAAUUAUUUAUCCACCUUCCCUUUGAUAGUGAGAACAAGAAAAGACCAUAGUCCUUCUCGGAAAAAUAGAUCCUGUACGAAUCUGUCCCGCCUGGCGGCCCGCCCGAUCUAUGGCGGCGUCGAGAAGCGAAGGCGACUCUCUCUCUCUCUCUCUCUCCCUCUCUCUACAUAUAUAUCGCACGUUUUGAUAUGUAACCGAUUAGAACUUUUGGACGUUUACUUUCUUUGUUUACGCCGAAGACUAUCAAGAACAAUCUAAUCUUCCGACCGGUGUAGAGGACGCAGUUCUACCGUGCCGCGGCGACGUUUUUUAUUAAAAAAAAAGAAAAAAAAAGAAACGAACGGAGGAUAUUCUUCACAAGAGCAAUGUUACCUCAACAUCAAAAUUGCUCAAUAUUAUCGUAUCGAGAUCUUAGCGUAGUAGCCGAGACUCAUGAUAGGUUUUAACAAAAGGAAAAAAAAAUGGGGGGAAAAAAAGGUAAAAACGUGUAAAUUACGUCGACGCGCGUCUCUUCUCGAGCGACGACGUCUGUAGCCGCGACGUCCGUAAUAAUGACAUAACGACAACUGUUACAUAUACAUAAGAAAUGAAGUCGGUGCGCACUUGCCACUUGCGAUCUGAGAUCGUUUUUAGUAGUAUUUUUCAGCGCAUUCCGUUCGUCAGUAUUCGUUCGUACAUUCUGCCGCGAAGUAGCGAUAAGAAGACCGAGGCGUUGAUGAUUUCUUAUAAUCUUGAAGAGCAUAAAUUCACAAAAGCGACGAAUAACGAGAUACUAAUGUACACAUUGCAGCUACUUAUCGUUUACUACUCUCUCUCUCUCUCUUUCNCCCCCCCCUCCCACUCUUUCUUUCGUUCUUCUCCGUACUGUUCUUUUUCCACUUACUAUUAACAGCACAGCGAUUACGGUACCUUCCAAUGAGGAUAAUGUGAGCUAAUUAGCGUGUACAGCCUGUGGAAAAUACAAAAUACCGUAUUCCGAGACGCGCUGAGAUGCGUCACAUUUGUUUCGCGUCGACGCGACACGCGCGAUCGCCCGGAAAUUGUGAGAAAACGAGAAACACCGUGCCGUAUUUCGGCGGGGAAGUCAACCCGGUACUGUAAACGUUCGCAUUCUGGUGUGUAUUACGUAAUUUAUUUCAAGCGCAAUGAGAACUAUGUACUUACUAAUUGUAAGCGUAGGACUAUGUGGAAAUGUAGUAAAAUCGCCAUAGCCAUAGGCAAAUUCGUUGCAAGAUAAAACGAAUGGCCGACGAUCGCAAAGUCGUCUACUACGCCUCGCAGUAGCAAACAAACUGGCCGCCUCGCCCCCGGGAUUGUCCGCCGGAUCGCGCGCGGACGCGGAGUGCUGACGGUAAUUUAUUUUUAUCAGUUUAUCGUGUUGCGCGAUGGAAUCUAAGAAUAUAGAAUUAAUAAAACCAGGCAUGUAACCAG